This is a messenger RNA of Rhododendron vialii, 746 nucleotides long. Its product is annotated as sec-independent protein translocase protein TATA, chloroplastic. Gene Ontology annotation, cellular component: membrane. Gene Ontology annotation, biological process: protein transport by the Tat complex. The transcript has 2 exons. Bases 100 to 564 code for a protein of 154 amino acids. Lineage: Eukaryota; Viridiplantae; Streptophyta; Magnoliopsida; Ericales; Ericaceae. The record is from RefSeq and is a predicted model, not a curated record.
GGAAAAUUUCGCAAACAUAAACUAGCCGCCAGCACAAAAUCAAAAUCAAAAUAUCUCAUCAAAAUCCAUCCGUGGAUAACCGAGAGAGCUGAAUCAGCCAUGGCGGUCUCAAUCUCAUCCUCUCUCUUCUCUCUCUCUCCAACAAUUCCGAAAACCUCACCUUCUUCUUUAAAGUCUCUCUCCUUCUCUUAUUCCAACUCAGCCUCGUUCAGCAAGUCGUUGACCCACCAAAUUAGCAGGGGCAACAACAGUGCUCGGGUUCCGGGUCGGGUCAGAACCCGGUCCAGGGUCCUGACCUGCAAAAGUUUUUUCGGGCUUGGGGUGCCGGAGCUGGUGGUGAUAGCCGGCGUCGCCGCCCUCGUUUUCGGCCCGAAGAAGUUGCCUGAAGUCGGCCGCAGCAUUGGCAAGACGGUCAAGAGCUUCCAACAGGCGGCAAAGGAGUUCGAGACAGAGCUGAAAAAAGAACCUGAUUCUGAAAUAGAGACCCCCGUGGAGAAAGCUGCACCAGCAAGUGAAGAGGAGAGAGAAGUAAAUGUCUCAAGCACAAAGGGGGGGAGCUUAUGAGACUAUGAAUACCAGCACCAUUUAAGCCUUUCUCUGCUCAUACCCUGCUAGUUUUUUUUUUUUUGAAUGGCUAUACCCUGCUAUAGUGUUGGUUGAGAACCAUGUGUAGAAUUUGUGGGAAUGUAAAAGUUGAAUCAUCUACUUUUAUUCCAUAGUGCGCAGAAUGCUUUUUGUUGGGCAAA